Molecule: messenger RNA, 2125 nt
Organism: Haliotis rufescens (red abalone)
Lineage: Eukaryota; Metazoa; Mollusca; Gastropoda; Lepetellida; Haliotidae
Product: acid-sensing ion channel 3-like
Exons: 5
Coding region: 1-942 (313 amino acids)
Biological process (GO): sodium ion transport
Cellular component (GO): membrane
Molecular function (GO): sodium channel activity
Source: RefSeq, a predicted model, not a curated record
AUGGAAAGAUGGAAAACAUGUCGAUGGGAAGUCGGCGAUUGUGGCCUGGAGAAUUUCACUACCACCUUUACUGACUUUGGAUUGUGCUUUGUAUUUAACGGUGACGGAAGGCUGGCGGCACGGAACUCCGGACGUGACUACGGCCUGCGGUUGUCCCUUCACACUCAGCAGGAGGAGUACCUGCGAAGUUUUGCAGAUCACUAUGGAGCCGGCUUUAAGGUUGCUGUACACCCUUACGGGCUGCCGCCAAUCCUCUCCGACAAGGGCAUCUCAGUUGGACCUGGCUUCCACACUUCACUGGCCGUCGACAUCUCCAAGUUGAAAAAUGCAGACCAGUCCGUGAGCAAUUGUGGAUCUAAGGAGCUGAAGCAUUACAAAGACACACCCUACUCCACCCAGGCAUGUAGACAGGAGUGUCUCAGUGACUACGUGGUGGGCAAGUGUGGGUGUAAGGAAAUCUUCAUGAAGCGAAAUGACACCCUUAUCUGUGACCCACCGGAGCUGUUCUCGUGUGUCUACCCGAAGAUUGACGACUACCUCAAGAACAGCGACAAGAACUGUGAGAAGACCUGUCCUGAUCCCUGCUCAACCUUCAUCUAUGACACCACUCCAUCAUCAGCGCCCCUUUCGGACAACUUCCUCGAUGAAUACUCCCGUUUCAAGGGAGGUAACUCUACCUACUGGCGGAAGAACUUUGUUGAGCUUGAGAUCUAUCUAACGUCUAUGUCUUAUCAGUUCAUUGAGAAGCGCCUGUCCUAUACGCUGCUGGACCUGCUGUGUGACGUGGGGGGUGCCCUCGGGCUGCUUCUUGGGGCAAGCUUCCUCACAGUCCUGGAGAUAAUCGACUUCUACUUCGUGAGGGCCAGAGGUUGUGGUAGGGGCGGUAAGCCAGCUAAAACACACGUGAACAAGGUCCACGUCAAAGGCGUGCAAGGCUACUGAUUAAAUUAUUGUGGAUCAUUUAUACGAUAAGUCUAGAUCUGCUUUAAUGAACGUUGACUUUUCAAUAUAUAUUUUCUUUUGUGUGGUUAUGCUGUGACUAACUGUCCGCCUUAUAGCCAGUUGUCCCUUGGGAUACCAGUGUCUCAAAUAUAGAAUUGCAUCAUUUCGUUGUAUUAAGUCGCUGUUGAAGUUGUAUUGUAGUCCAUAUAAAGAUAUUGUAAUGAAAAGAGUAACAAGUUUGUUAAUAGUAAAAGAUACGAAACGUUAUUAUGAGGUAUCACAUUGAUUAAUGUAACCAAUGCAAGUUUGACUAAGUCAUGAUCCACGCCACGUUUGAUCUGUUCCACAGUACCAGAUAGCACAUGUAAGGGAAUACAUGGGGAAACGUUCCACACAGACUGCUCGUAUUCUCGUAUCCAAAAGGGCCGUCGAUCAGUGAGAUAUGUACGCCCUGUGUAGCUCUGUUCUAGGUCAAGGGGCGGUCGGGUAGCCUAGUGGCUAAAGCGUUCGCUCGUCACGCCGAAGACUCUGGUUCGAUUCCCGACAUGGGUACAAUGUGUGGAGCCCUUUUCUGGUGUCCCCCGCCGUGAUAUUGCUGGAAUAUUGCUACAAGCGGCAUAAAAACAUAUUCCCUCCCUCACUGUUCUAGGUCAAAUUCUUUGGAAACACAUAACAUUGAUUUCACCAAUAAUAAUCACAUGCGGGAUUGAACACGAGUCUUCGACGUGACGAUCUAACGCGUGAACGCUUGACAAUUGAACUACCCCACCCUCGUCACAAAUACAAUAAAGCUGUAAACAUGUCAUAGCGACGGGUUCUUGCACCUUCUAACGUCAUUCAUGACAUUGUCCGACCUUGGCUGUAAACACAUGUCAGAUGUGCUUGAACUAAUUUAUACAUCUAGACAUCAUAACUUAGCAUAUGUUUGUGGCGGUUCUUUGUUGCGUAUUUGUGUGCUGAAUGUUGUCCGCACGGUCCAACUUAACAAGUCCCACAGGGAACGAUACUUGCUGAAGCGCAAGUAAAAUCCCAGACCUCCAGGCAGUACAUGUAGCAUCUCGAGCUUCAACACCUCACGGCUUGUUUGAAAACGUUUCCACUUAAGAUACUGAAUUCAAAUUGUUCAAAUGUAGAUAGACGUAUGUUUUGGUUAUCGGACUUUAUUGUACUAAGUAUGCAUACA